GUGUUGACGCGCCGCAUUAUCCCGUGCCUGGACGUUGACGGCGGGCGGGUAGUCAAGGGGACCAGUUUUGUGAACCUUCGUGAUGCCGGCGAUCCAGCCGAACUGGCAGCGCAAUACGACCGGGAAGGCGGCGACGAGCUGGUGUUUUUGGAUAUUACCGCCAGCAGCGACUCCCGCGACACUAUGGUAGGUGUCGUGCAGCGGGUCUCGGAGCAGGUGUUCAUUCCGCUGACCGUGGGCGGUGGCAUACGGUCCAUCGAAGACGUGCGGCGGAUGCUCAACGCCGGAGCCGACAAAGUUUCCAUCAAUACCGCUGCCAUCAACACGCCUGACCUCAUAACAGAUGGCGCAAACCAAUUCGGCAGCCAAUGCAUCGUGGUGGCGAUCGACGCCCGGAGGGUGGUUGAGGGCGAGGAGUAUCCGGCGCCUGCCGACGAAUCCCUGGUGAUCGAUGCCAGUUCCGGAUGGCAGGUGUUCACCCACGGCGGGCGCAACCCCACCGGGCUGGAUGCGGUGAAAUGGGCACAACGCGCCGUCGGUUUGGGAUCGGGCGAGAUUCUGCUGACCAGUAUGGACGAAGACGGGCAACUUAACGGUUAUGAUCUGGAGUUGACUCGGGCGAUCUCCAGAGCGGUUCCCGUGCCGGUCAUUGCCAGCGGCGGAGCCGGCAACCUGGAGCAUCUAUAUGAUGCUUUCACCGGGGGCGAAGCGGAUGCGGUAUUGGCCGCCAGUAUCUUCCAUUUCGGCACUUAUUCCAUUGCGGAGGCGAAGAAUUACCUGGCUUCUCGCGAUAUUCCCAUGAGGGUUUGA
Molecule: messenger RNA, 810 nt
Organism: Geodia barretti
Lineage: Eukaryota; Metazoa; Porifera; Demospongiae; Tetractinellida; Geodiidae
Source: the annotation of a GenBank genome assembly